This is a messenger RNA of Coturnix japonica (Japanese quail), 1003 nucleotides long. The record is from RefSeq and is a predicted model, not a curated record. Lineage: Eukaryota; Metazoa; Chordata; Aves; Galliformes; Phasianidae.
CCCCGCCCCUUUCGGCUGCGCAUGCGCAGUGCGGCGGCGUCCGGCAGCAAUGGCGGCGGCUGUUGGAGGAGGAGGAGGAGGAGCAGCGCCGUCCGCGGGCAGCAACGGCGCCGGGAUGGAGGUGGACGCGGCAGCUCCCCCUGUGAUGGCUGGGGGUGUUCCCGGCAGUGUCGCGGUGGCGCUGCACCCAUUGGUCAUCCUCAACAUCUCCGACCACUGGAUCCGAAUGAGGUGCCAGGAGGGGCGGCCGGGACAGGUGAUUGGGGCCCUGAUUGGGCGGCAGGAGGGGCGCAGCAUUGAGGUGAUGAAUUCCUUCGAGCUGCUGGCGCACAGCGUGGACGGGCACGUGGUGAUCGACAAAGAGUAUUACCUAUACCAAGGAGAGCAGUUCAAGCAGGUGUUCAAGGAGCUGGAUUUCCUGGGCUGCUUACACGACGGGGGGACCCCCAGAACCAUGCAGACAUUCAACGUGCACAAACAGCUUCCAGUCAGCGUCUUUGAGUCGGUGAUUGACAUCAUUAAUGGGGAGGCCACGAUGCUGUUUGCGGAGCUGCCCUACACUUUGGCCACCGAGGAGGCGGAACGGAUCGGGGUGGAUCACGUGGCCAGGAUGACGGCGACGGAGGGAGCGGAGAACUCCACCGGUGCGGGGGGGAAAUGGGGCUGGGGGAUAAAAGGGGCUCUGGGUGGAAAUGGCGGAGAUAAGGGGUUUGAGGGGUUAAAGGGGAGACGGGCCAGCGUACACAGCGUCAAAUCAGGCCCCGCCCGCCCUGCAUCCCUCCUCGAUCGUUAUAUGGCGGCCGGGCUUCCUAGGCACCGCUUCUUGCGGGCGCGAACGCUACUACUGCAACCCUUCAAACCACCGGUCAAACGCUUCAAGCUGAUCCACGUGGCCGAGCAGUUCUCAUUUGCGCAGCAUCAGCGCCAUCAGAUGCUGCACAGCAGUCAGAUUAGUGAGAAGCUCAUCCUGGAGUACGUGAGGGGCGGGAAGAGGAGCGGGUGA